AUGUCCCUUCCAUUUCGAGACGUAUUCCUUGCCUAUCACCUAUCUCCAAUCACCACUCCCUUGGACGACGAAGAACUCUGCAGUAUCGGCCUCCACUCCUUCACCCAACCCGUCCAAACACCUUGUGGACAUUACUUCUGCACGUUCUGUCUGCUAGAAUGGUUGAAUCGCGAAAAUACCUGCCCGAAUUGUCGCGCGAAGCUCUUCGACUAUCCUCCUCCAGAAGAAGAAGAAGAAGUAUGGGAAUCGGAUUUCGAGUCGGAAGACGGAGAGGGAAAUGGGAAUGAAGGGAAUGAUGGGAAUGAUGGCAAUGGUGGCGAUGGUGGCGAUGGUGGCGAUGGUGGCGAUGGUGGGCAUGGUGGGCAUGGUGGGCAUGGUGGGCAUGGUGGCCAUGGUGGCCAUGGUGGGAAUGGUGGGAAUGGUGGGAAUGAUGGGAAUGAUAAUGACGCGAACAACGACACCAGAGCCGACAACAUCGACCACGAUGGUCCCCAGGACGAAGCCGUCUUCGGCGGAAACAACAACAACGACAACAACAACGACAACCCACAAGAAAAUCAAGACAUAACAAACACAAUCGACUGGCCCCCGAACAUCGAACCCUUCAACCCCCUCACCAUCUCCCCAACCCUCGACCCGCACGCCCUCCCCUCCCUAAUCGAAGACUUCGACGCCUAUCUCCAGCACCUAACCCCAAACAACCGCCCCUUUAGAACCCAAUUCCUCGGAUUGACGCACAAAACCAUCCUCGACCCCCCUUCUCUCCUCCCGUACGCUCUAGCAAGCAUCGCCCGCUUAGCCUCCUCUCCUCCUCCACAAGAAGACGCUCACGCCAUAGAAAUCCACCUCCAAUGUAGAAAUGAAUGGGGCCACGUCCUACAGCGCAUCGACACACAUUUACAACUUCUCGUGCAGAUAUAUGCGGCACACGGCGGGGAAAUAUAUCGGUAUCCGCCGGCGACCGUGCUGUAUGCUGAAUUGUACAAUGCGUUGGGAGAAUUUCCUCGCACGGAGACGAUGGAGGAUGCUGUGGAACGGGCGAUUGUGGAGCAGAAUGAGGAGGUGAGGAGGUUUAAGGGGGAUGUUGUUAUUUUGAUCGAAUGGAUUGUGACGCGCGCGGCGAUUGCGUUUGCGGUGGAUGAUGCUAGGCGUGGGAAUGUGGAGUUUGAUCCCGAGGUUUGGUGGCAAGGGCUGUGGGGUCGGUGA
Ramularia collo-cygni is the source of this 1206-nucleotide messenger RNA. RefSeq lists its product as uncharacterized. Lineage: Eukaryota; Fungi; Ascomycota; Dothideomycetes; Mycosphaerellales; Mycosphaerellaceae. The record is from RefSeq and is a predicted model, not a curated record. Gene Ontology annotation, molecular function: metal ion binding. The coding region runs from base 1 to 1206 and encodes 401 amino acids. The transcript has a single exon.